CCAACUGAGACGUAGAGGAUUGAGCGGAUCCUGAAGGUGUAGGUACAAGUAUAUGCUGAGCCAGCUGGGGCACAACCUGGCGUGAGAUGGAAGAGAAAGACAACAAAACUAUAAUAUAAAUAUGAUGAUCGUAGAAAAGGAACCACGUCCAGAAGCGGGCCAAGCCUCAAGAGGUGACUGAAUCCUCUUAGGUAGAUACCGAGGGGAUAUCUGGAACAGACAGACAGUAGUGGGAAAUGAGGGUCCGGGCACUUGGCCUUUUAUUGCACCCGUACGGAGCAUGCGCCUGCAUUUCUUUCCUGGUCCUUUUUUUUAUUUUUUUUUAUUAUUUUUCUUUGCCUGGACUAAAAUGUCUUAUCUUCCCAAACAACCCCCAGGCAGCAGAUUCUGCAGUCUUGCCACGUUCAACUCACGAGGGAACUAGAAGCACCGAAAGCUUGCAGUGGCUUUUACAUCUGAACAUGACGGGAAGUGGCGCAUCAGAAAAUCAAAAGAAACGACGAAGGGGGCUGAUCUGUUCCAAACCGCUGGGUCUCCCGGAAUCCAGGUUCGGCACAGAAACGGGGAUUGGCCAUCGAGGGCUAACAAAAAUUAAAGAAGCCUGAAAGGAAGGAAAGUCUGGAGCUGCGAAGUGGGCCGGGUCGAU
Messenger RNA from Aspergillus pseudonomiae, 646 nucleotides. RefSeq lists its product as uncharacterized. The record is from RefSeq and is a predicted model, not a curated record. The coding region runs from base 237 to 605 and encodes 122 amino acids. NCBI's taxonomy places the organism in Eukaryota, Fungi, Ascomycota, Eurotiomycetes, Eurotiales, Aspergillaceae. The transcript has a single exon.